Messenger RNA from Camelus dromedarius (Arabian camel), 4031 nucleotides. RefSeq names its product growth hormone receptor (gene GHR). Gene Ontology annotation, cellular component: membrane; cytosol; external side of plasma membrane. Gene Ontology annotation, biological process: growth hormone receptor signaling pathway; cytokine-mediated signaling pathway; positive regulation of receptor signaling pathway via JAK-STAT. Gene Ontology annotation, molecular function: peptide hormone binding; growth factor binding; growth hormone receptor activity. Lineage: Eukaryota; Metazoa; Chordata; Mammalia; Artiodactyla; Camelidae. The transcript is spliced from 10 exons. The record is from RefSeq and is a predicted model, not a curated record. Bases 101 to 2017 code for a protein of 638 amino acids.
GCUGGGGCCACGCAGGCCGGCGGGCCCUGCGCCCUCGGCCCACACGCGGACGCGAACCCGCACUCUCUGUCCGGAGGCGAGGCUCGGAGGUCCUACAGGAAUGGAUCUCUGGCAGCUGCUAUUGACCUUGGCAGUGGCAGGCUCAGGUGAUGCUUUUCCUGGGAGUGAAGCCACCCCAGCUCUCCUUGUCAGAGGAUCCCAGAGUCUGCCGAGAGUUAAUCCAGGCCUAGAGACAAAUUCUUCCGGGAAGCCUAAAUUCACCAAGUGCCGUUCACCUGAACUAGAGACUUUUUCAUGCCACUGGACAGAUGGGGUUCAUCAUGGUUUACAGAGCCCAGGAUCCAUACAGCUGUUCUAUAUUAGAAGGAGCACUCAAGAAUGGACUCAAGAAUGGAAAGAAUGCCCUGAUUAUGUCUCUGCUGGAGAAAACAGCUGUUACUUUAAUUCGUCUUACACCUCCAUUUGGAUACCCUACUGCAUCAAGCUAACAAGCAAUGGUGGUACUGUGGAUCAGAAGUGUUUCUCUGUUGAGGAAAUAGUGCAACCAGAUCCGCCCAUUGGCCUCAACUGGACUUUACUGAACAUCAGUUUAACGGGGAUUCAUGCAGACAUCCAAGUGAGAUGGGAACCACCACCGAAUGCAGAUGUUCAGAAGGGAUGGAUAGUCCUGGAGUAUGAACUGCAGUACAAAGAAGUAAAUGAGACCCAAUGGAAAAUGAUGGACCCUGUAUUGUCAACAUCAGUCCCAGUGUACUCGUUGAGACUGGACAAAGAGUAUGAAGUGCGUGUGAGAUCCAGACAACGAAACUCUGAAAAAUAUGGUGAAUUCAGUGACGUGCUCUAUGUAACACUUCCUCAAAUGAGCCCAUUUGCGUGUGAAGAAGAUUUCCGGUUUCCAUGGUUCUUAAUUAUUAUCUUUGGAAUAUUUGGGCUAACGAUGAUACUAUUUUUAUUCAUAUUUUCUAAACAGCAAAGGAUUAAGAUGCUGAUUCUGCCCCCAGUACCAGUUCCAAAGAUUAAAGGAAUUGAUCCAGAUCUCCUCAAGGAAGGAAAAUUAGAAGAGGUGAACACAAUCUUAGCCAUUCAUGACAACUAUAAACACGAAUUCUACAAUGACGACUCUUGGGUGGAAUUUAUCGAGCUAGAUAUUGACGACCCUGAUGAAAAGACUGAAGGCUCAGACACAGACAGACUUCUAAGCAAUGACCAUGAAAAAUCACUUAAUAUCCUUGGGGCAAAGGACGACGACUCUGGACGUACCAGCUGUUGUGAACCUGACAUUCUGGAGACUGAUUUCAAUGCCAGUGACACGUGUGACGGUACCUCAGAGGUUGCUCAGCCACAGAGGUUAAAAGGGGAAGCAGAUCUCUUGUGCCUUGACCAGAAGAAUCAAAGUGACUCGCCUUCUAAUGAUGCUGCCCCUGCUACCCAGCAGCCCAGUGUUAUCCUAGCGGAGGAAGACAAACCAAGACCACUUCUCAUUGGUGGAACUGAGUCAACUCAUCAAGCUGCCCAUACGCAGCUGAGCAACCCAAGUUCACUGGCAAACAUCGACUUUUAUGCCCAGGUAAGCGACAUUACACCAGCAGGGAGUGUGGUCCUUUCCCCGGGCCAGAAGAAUAAGGCAGGGAUCGCCCAGUGUGACACGCAUCCAGAAGUGGUCUCACCCUGCCAAGCAAGCUUCAUCAUGGACAGCGCCUAUUUCUGCGAAGCAGAUGCCAAGAAGUGUAUCGCCGCGGCCCCUCACACCGAGGCAGAAUCACGUGCAGAGCCCAGCUUUAACCAGGAAGACAUUUACAUCACCACAGAAAGCCUUAGCACUGCUGCUGGGAGGUCUGGGACAGCAGAGCGUGCCCCGAGUGCUGAGACGCCCGUCCCAGACUAUACCUCCAUUCAUAUAGUGCAGUCUCCCCGGGGCCUUGUACUUAAUGCUACUGCCCUGCCCUUGCCUGACAAGGAGUUUCUCUCGUCAUGUGGCUACGUGAGCACAGACCAACUGAACAAAAUCAUGCCGUAGCUUUUCUUCAGUUUCCCACGAGCUACCUAUUUAAUGGCAAAGAGUUGGCUGGGGCAUGAAUGCUUAAACCAAAACAAUGUUUAAACCUUUUUUUUUGGUUGGGGGAGGGGGAGGAGUGAGGGUGGGGGAUUCAGAUUCUAAAUGCCUUUUCCUCAAAUGUUGAAACAUGAUACUAAAAAAAAAGUCCUUAAUCAGAUAGCUAUUCCUGUAAUAUUGUAAAUAUUUUAAAGAAUUGUCUCAAAGACUGUUUAGUGGCAGUGAUUGUCUUGUUAUUGUGGGUGUUAAUUUUGUGCUCUAAGCAUUGAAUGGCUAUGUUUUUAAUGUAUAGUAAAUCAUGCUUUUUGAAAAAGCGAAAAAAAUCAGGUGGCUUUUGCAGUUCAAGAAGAUUGAAUCAAAAUCAUAGCAGAGGCUAAUUUUUUUAAUAAUUGGGAACUAAAAUUAUAGGUAAGAAGAUGAGAACUAGUUUGGAUAUGUAGAACAUUUAUUUUGACAUAAAAUGGAUAUAGAUAUUUUUAAUAACUGACACUUUCAGCAUGGCUAUUUUCUAUUACACUACACACUGUGUACUGUAGCUCAUGCCGACCCAUCUACAGAAUGUAGUAACUGCAGUCUAAAGCUGGUUUCAUGCUUUGGUCAAUGCACCUGAAGCAAAAACAAGUUAGUUUUUUACAAGGCCCUUUUUAUACCUCCUAAAACUCUUAAAAUGAUUGUAGUUACCUGCAUUAUUGGAACGUGCUUGUCUUAGCUGAAUUUUUUUUUAACAAGUAUGUGUUAAUUUAGAAAACUUUAAAAUGUUUGCACAAGUCAACUUACCAUGAAUCAAAAAAAAAAAAAAAAACAUUUUCUUACCCAAGUUUUGGUUCAUGUCCCAGCGCUCCAUCCUAAGAAGAAAUCCUAGCUAGUUCAUACUGAGCAGGAUUCAUACACUCGCUGCAGAUGCCAGGGAGUGCGCUCCUUGUGCGUGCAGAUCACAGGAGACGAGCCUUAGAACCUCGGACGCCGUGUCCCUUAGUUCACAUUUGCCUAAGGAAGGAAUAGGUACAAGAAGCAUUUUGUAAGUUGAAGCGGGUCGAGAUGAAGUUAACCAGCUCAUGGAAUGAAAAGUUGGAGAAACAGGUUUUUUGUUUCACAGCCUACAUAGCCACACACAUGCGUAUCAUGUACUCAGGUAACGAGAAACAGAAGAAGCAAGAUUUUCAGUCCCCACAGAGAACUCAAGUUUACUUAAACCAAUAGCAGAAAUUUUCUUCCUCACCGCACCUUUGAUAGGAGUUAUUUAAGGAGUGAAAGAAGUUUCAUCAUUUUUUUUUUAUUUCCCCUCUAAAUAGACUGGCCUCAAAGCGGGGAGCUCAGAAGAAAAAGGAGUAAUUUGUCAAUUAUUGUUCAAUCCCUUAAUAACCUAAACAUCACUUACAGGAGGAUAGGAAUUGUGCCCCAAAAGGCUGUCAAAUGGAAGACUCAUCUCAUAGAAGAAUGCUUCUCAUGUUAAGUAUUUUUUUUAAAGGUUAAUAGAACUUUAAAGUUAGCUUUAACUUAAGUGGUAUUUGCCAUUUAGCUCAGACCUUUUUAGGAAACAAGCUCAAUGGCUGGUCAUUUUAAAGUCCCUCUUUCUUGCAGGAAGGAUAGUGAAAAGUUAAAACUGGCUGUUUAAAGUUCAACAUGUUACUUUGUAAUAGAUGUUUGAUAGAUUUUCUGCUACCUUGCUGCUAGGGUUUUCUCUAAGAGCUACAUAAUUUAGAUUCAUAGACAAUUUCCUUGAUGUAGAACCUAAUUCAACCUAAAACUGUGUGUUUGGGAAAACUCUUACUAUUUCACAAUAGGCUGACAACAUUUCUAUAGCCAAAAAUAGCUAAAUACCUCAAUCGGUCUCCGAAUGUCAUUUUGGUACUUUGCUGGCCACACAAGCCAUUAUUCACUAGUCUGACUAGUUGUGUCUGCAGUUUAUAUUUAACUUUCUUUAUGUCUGUGGAUUUUUUUCCUUCGAAGUUUAAUAAAUUUAUUUUCUUGGACUCGU